This is a messenger RNA of Lepus europaeus (European hare), 905 nucleotides long. RefSeq names its product NOP16 nucleolar protein (gene NOP16). Gene Ontology annotation, cellular component: nucleolus. Bases 113 to 649 code for a protein of 178 amino acids. The transcript is spliced from 5 exons. Gene Ontology annotation, biological process: ribosomal large subunit biogenesis. The record is from RefSeq and is a predicted model, not a curated record. NCBI's taxonomy places the organism in Eukaryota, Metazoa, Chordata, Mammalia, Lagomorpha, Leporidae.
UUUCCCAGAAAGCCUGCAGGGUCUUGCGCGCAGCCGCCGGAAGAAGUCUGUUAACACGCGGUUCUGAGAGCGAGAGGCGCGGGGUGUGAGCUUCGCUGGGGUGAUCGGCGCCAUGCCCAAGGCCAAAGGCAAGACCCGGAGGCAGAAGUUCGGUUACAACGUUAACCGAAAGCGGCUGAACCGGAAUGCUCGGCGGAAGGCAGCGCCGCGGAUCGAGUGCUCCCACAUCCGACAUGCCUGGGACCACGCCAAGUCGGUGCGGCAGAACCUGGCUGAGAUGGGGCUGGCCAUGGACCCCAACAAGGCGGUGCCCUUCCGCAAGAGAAAGAUGAAGGGCAUGGAGGUGGACACAGAGGCGAGGCCCAAGGAGCUUGUGCGGAAGCCCUAUGUGCUAAAUGAGCUGGAGGCAGAAGCCAGCCUCCCAGAAAAAAAAGGCAAUACGCUGUCCCGGGACCUCAUAGACUACGUGCGCUACAUGGUGGAGAACCAUGGGGAGGACUACAAGGCCAUGGCCCGGGAUGAGAAGAAUUACUAUCAGGACACCCCGAAGCAGAUUCGGAACAAGAUCAAUGUCUACAAACGUUUUUACCCAGAGGAGUGGCAAAGCUUCAUCGAUUCUUUGCCGAAGGAUAAAAUGGAAGUUGACUGACUGGGGUACACCUGCGCCUGGACCAGUGAAGCAGGAGCUGGGACUUAAGGCAAGGCGGGGAAUGGUGUAUGGCUUCAGAUGUGGCUGCCACAGUCCACGGAAUCCAAAGGUGGCCCACAGACUCCCCUCUGUGGAAGGAGUGCUUCUCAGAGGCUCUCAUUUAUAUUCCGGGGGCUCACAGGAAAGCCAGAGAAGCGUGUGGUUUGAAUACAAUCUGUACAUAAUAAUAAAACAAGGAUCUUUGACUUUUCCGAUG